CAAGGCCAGAACCAGCACAGCGGGCUCUGCGUGUCGAGGUCCUGAAGGCAGAGGUAUCAGCUGCUGCACGAUGCCUUGUUGGCCUGGAAGGAAGGCUCUGCUCUGCACCCUGGUGCCCCUUCUCUUUGGCUGGCAUCUCCCAAAGACCCAUUCUGAGCAAAAAAACAACGCUGCUGACCAGGAGACCUUGCAGAGUUACCUGCCUGCCACAAUGGAGUUUGCCUUGCACAUGUUUAACAUGGAGAGCCAGGACAAGCAAGCCUACAAGCUGGAGAAGCUACUGCAAGCCUGGAGGGAGAAGAAUGAAGAGUUUAUAGCGUUCUCCAUGGAAUUGUUGGUGCGCCGAACCAAGUGUGGCAAACUGGAGGAAGACACAGAGAACUGCCCCUUUGAAGACCACCAGGGCCAGAGCCAUGCUUUCACCUGCUUCUUCACCAUCACUACCAUGCCCUGGAAAACAGAGUUCGCCCUCCUCAACAAGACCUGCUCCGAGCUACCUCCGUGACGGCGCCUGAGCUGCAGGCCUGGCCAGCGCAGCUCCCUGCCUUCUGGGGACACCAGCGCUUCCCUCCAGGCUGCUCUGCCAUGUCCUAGAUCUCCCAGCCUCUGUGCUCCCAAGGAUCUCCACAUGGGCACCUGCCUACUGCCCCUGUGCUGCCACACUGUUGCUGGGGACAGGGAGGGGAGUAUCUCAUUAAACUGUCUGCAUGUCCAA
Molecule: messenger RNA, 715 nt
Organism: Ochotona curzoniae (black-lipped pika)
Lineage: Eukaryota; Metazoa; Chordata; Mammalia; Lagomorpha; Ochotonidae
Gene: CST9L
Product: cystatin 9 like
Exons: 3
Coding region: 71-505 (144 amino acids)
Biological process (GO): antimicrobial humoral response
Molecular function (GO): cysteine-type endopeptidase inhibitor activity
Source: RefSeq, a predicted model, not a curated record